Messenger RNA from Entrophospora sp. SA101, 2982 nucleotides. Lineage: Eukaryota; Fungi; Glomeromycota; Glomeromycetes; Entrophosporales; Entrophosporaceae. The record is from the annotation of a GenBank genome assembly.
AUGUCGGCUCUUCCAUUAGCUUCUAUCGGGGAAUUUUACAUUAAAUCUAGCGCAUCUCCCUCCGGUAAUGCAACUUUGCUUGCCCCUGCCGCUCAAAAUUUAGUCGUUGACGUAGAACACGGUGGUUUCUUUGGAGGCUGGAGUACUGCUAAAGAAGGAACAAAAGCAAUCCUCGCUACUCAAAAAAGCGACAAAGAACACGACACUUAUCAAUUAUGGAAAUACGACGAUGGUUGGAUUAUUCACAAACAAAGCUCUUUAUGUUUAGAAGUUGAAAAUGGUAAAUCUGGUAACCGCCUGUUACUUCAUUCCAGAAAAAGUCCAAAUCAAGCUAUCAAUCAAAGAUGGGUCUUUACCAACGAAGGUCACAUUGCUUUGCAAAAUAAUCCUAAAUUAGUAUUGGAAAUAAAAAGCUCAUCUGCGAAAGAUAAUGCACCAAUUAUUUUGAGCGAUAGUAAAUCAAAAUCUUUCAAACCUGCUUUAUCCAAAUGGGUUGUGAUUCCUACCCAAAAAAUAAGAGUUCAAGGCAAAUCUGAUCCAUAUGUUAGAGUUUUCCAUCAAAGUAAUACCAAAGAGCCUUUGUUAGCAACUCGCGUUAUUGAUAACGAGUUGAAUCCUGUUUGGAAUGAAGUUCAUUAUUUACCUGUAAAUCAUAUCGGAGAAAAAUUCAUCCUUGAAGUAAUGGAUCACAAUACUAUAACUAAACAUGUAGCGCUUGGUCAAGUUAAUUUUGAAAUUACAAGAGAACUUGUUAAAGAAGUUGGUGAAAAUACCUAUGAACCUAAUCCAAAUGGAAUAGAUGUAUGGGUUAGACUCUCAACUCAAGGCCAAAUUCAUUAUAAAGCUAAAUUCUUUUCAUUAGCCGCUCCUCGAAAAUUAUCUCCAGAUUUUCUUGCAAAUCUUAAAGAAAAACCUUUUGAUUCUUCCACACUUUUUAAUGUUAUCACAUUACAAUCAUCGGACGGUAGCUUUUCUAGCUCACCCCUUUUGGCAAACUUAUUUGGUUAUGAAAAAUCAGAAGAACUUAUGACUUUAUUCCGUAAACAUAUCAAAAAUGAAAGAUUAUCGAAAGUUAAAGAGUCUGUUUGUAUAACUAGCAUGGUCAUGUGGUUCUUAAUAUAUUUAUUCAAAGAUCUCCGUAAAGAAUGGAACAGUACUUAUUUACGUGCUGAACAAUACAUCAUUAAAGAAGCAGGCGGUAGUUAUGAAUUGGAAGAACUUAUAGUUUCAACUGGUAAAUGUGCUAUCCGUGAUCGUUUUGACAUUAAAGUAUCAGAGGAAAUAGGCUUCAGACAUAAAAAAAUCACAUUUACUCAAACAGAAAUCACGGUUACUCGUGUACAAAACAUAAUAAAAUAUCAAAACAGCGAUGGUUCAUUUAAAAUUGAUGAUAAUGUUGCAAAAUUACUUGGUUUUGAAUCUAUCGAGAAGCUUACUUUAAUUCUUACACAACACAUAAAGUCACAUUCUUCUAAUAGUUCAACAAUAUCUAAAUUAGAAAUCAAUGUUUGGAUUACUAUCCUUGUAAUUUAUUACUUACGUCUUAUUUGUAUCGAACACAAAAAAACAUGGAUUUCUCAACAUGAAAAAGCUUAUGUUUGGUUAUGGAGCAUAUUUUUAAGCGAAGAAGUUGAAAGUGAAACCUUUUCAACAAUUAAAUCAUUUGUGAAGGAAGUAUACGACAUACAAAGUGAGACCUUGGUAUCAGAUAGUAAAUUCGAGACUGAAUUUGCUACCAAAAAAACCACUAUAAAAUCAUCUAUUAGUAGAAGCUCACAACAUGAGAUUGAAGAACAUCAAAAAAUUACUUCUUCGCCAAAAACUAAAAUAUAUACCCGAAAAACUGUUACUAUCAUUAUUGUACGUCGCUUCCUCGGUUAUCAAACAAGUAGUGGUUGUUAUGAACUUAGUAAUCAAUUAUCUCAAUCACUUGGAUUUUCUUCAAGUGAAGAAGCAAAAACUCAAUUGUUAAAACAUUUCUCCUCAUUUUCUCGAUCUUCCAGACUUGAUGUUAAUAUUUGGAGCACUGCCAUUAUGAUUUGGUAUCUUCGUUAUGUCUUGAUAGAUUUCAGAUAUGAAUGGAUUGAAUAUUACAAUAAAUCUUUGAAAUGGCUAAGUAGUACUGUGAAAGAUAAAGAAACUGAAGAGGAGGUUCUUGAGGCUGCCAGAAUAUUUGUCAAGAAAAGAUUUGAAGUAGAAGAAUCUACAAUACAAGAAGUCAGCAGCAGCAUUUUUGUAAAACAUGAAACUAUCACAGUCGAAACCACAAAAACCAUCACCUCUAAACAAAAUAAAGACGGCUCUUUCCACAUUUCAGAUACACUUUCUGGAAUUCUUGACAUUUCCUCAGAUACAAAAUCUCAAUCAUUCACAUCUACCAUUCAAACUUAUGCUGUCAGCGAGCGUCUCAAGAAAACUACUACACAUUAUACUUGGUGGACAACUGCAAUUACCAUCAGUUAUCUUAAAAUACAUGCUUCCUCUCAUGAAACAACAUGGAAAGUUCAAUAUGAAAAGGCCAGAAAAUAUUUAAGUGAACAGAUCAAAGACGUUGAACUUGAAGAAGAACUUUUGAAAACUUGUUCUAAAAUUGUUGAAGAAAAAACAACCAAAAAAGUUACCACUGAUACUAAAACCAUUGUCGUCGAACAUACUACCGCUGAGAAUAUUUUUAGUGGAGUGACCUCAACUAAAACUGUUUCUUAUAAACAAGAUGGGUACAUUAAUUCAGAAUUGAUUGUUGUCGGUGCAGCUUGUUAUGCAAAAUGUAAAUGUACAAAACAUUUUACACGAACCAAAGAAGCAUUUAGUAAAGAAAAGGCCAACGAAAUUAUUGCUCAAUAUGCAACUGAAGAAGUUGAAAGAUUACUUUCUUCUAAUCCUACUCGUGAUAAUAAGGAUGAUAUUAUCAAACGUGCUAAACAGGCGGCUAGCUUUAUUAUUGAUGAAUAUAUUGUUAAGACUGGUGGAAAAGAAUGUUAA